AUAAAUAGUUUUUGAACGAAUCUAUCAUGGUGCGACUUCGGCUAAUGUUCUGAGUUUUUACUGCUUUUCGAUUUUUUGUUUUUAAAAUGUCUUUAAAGUGGACUGGUGGUCAAAGUGACUCCGGUAUAUUAAGAAAGAGUGAUUUCAAGGAGAAGAAAGAAGAUCUUUUCGUGUUCGGCUACUCGUGCAAAUUGUUCAGGGACGAUGAUAAAGCCCUUCACAUUGACCAAGGCAAACACCUCAUUCCGUGGAUGGGGGAUGAAACGUUGAAAAUCGACAGGUAUGAUGCAAGGGGCGCUCUGCACGACCUGUCAUCACUUGAGGCACCUCCGGGAGGCUACGAUUUCCGCGUGGAACUCACGAGGAGUGAGCUAGACGUGGAACAGCUUUGUGAUGAAGAGAGGUACCGCGCGCUCCACACUGAUGAAGAUGAAGAAGAAAUGUACAAAGAGGAGGAGUUGAAGCGUCUACACGCAGCUGGCUACGGUCAAGUGGGGUUCAACUAUGACACCCCCACAGAACCACAGCCUCCAGCGCAACCGCCGGAGGUUGACGAGGAACCGUUC
This is a messenger RNA of Trichoplusia ni (cabbage looper), 566 nucleotides long. Its product is annotated as splicing factor, suppressor of white-apricot homolog. Gene Ontology annotation, biological process: mRNA 5'-splice site recognition. The record is from RefSeq and is a predicted model, not a curated record. NCBI's taxonomy places the organism in Eukaryota, Metazoa, Arthropoda, Insecta, Lepidoptera, Noctuidae.